UACGGCCCGGCAUAAUGCAGUCAGUUGUCAUUUUCGCUUGGUUGUUCGUAUUAUGUACACUGUAGUUGGGUCACUGUCGUGUUUUGUAGGGUGAGGGAAUUACUUGUGUUCGACUACUUCUACGACCCUCUCGUUGUUGUUGUUGGUGCUGGCCUGUGCUGCGCAUGUAUUCCUGUGGAAUGGUGUAGGAGACGGGCCAAGGCCUCAACUGGUUUCCGUCAUGGCUGUCAAUGGGGCUCAAGGCCAGACUAAGACGUAUGGCACGACAUCCGCCAUCAGCGAUGCACCCCCAAAGCCAAAGGAUCUAGUGUUGACAAAAGAGCUGGAGGAAUGUUUACGCGCCCGGAAUUACUUUGAAACACCAGACGAACUAGAGCAACGUGUGAACGUCUUAGCUCGUUUAAAUGCCUUGGUGAGAGAGUGGAUCGUCAGUGUCAGCAUGAAGAAGCUGCCUGAGUCUGUGGCCCGGGAGCAGAACGGGAAGGUGUUUACUUUCGGUUCCUAUCGGCUUGGCGUGCAUAAUAGAGGUGCCGAUAUCGAUACGCUGUGCGUUGCUCCAAGACACGUGGAGCGGACUGAGUUCUUUACCGAAUUUGUCGAAAUCCUGCGCAAUGAGGAAGGCAUUGAAGAUCUCACCCCUGUGGAGGAUGCAUUCGUGCCGGUGCUUAAGUUUUCGCUGAACGGCAUUGAAAUUGAUUUGCUCUUCGCCCGCCUUGCCUUGCAGUCCAUACCAGUCGACCUGGACUUACUCGACGUUAAUUUAUUACGGAACCUUGAUAUGAAGUCGGUCCGGAGUUUGAACGGAUGCCGUGUCACGGAUAAAAUUUUGCAGCUCGUGCCCAAAGUGGAAACGUUCCGUUUGGCUCUCCGAUGUAUCAAGCUCUGGGCGAAGUGCCGUGCUAUCUACAACAACAAGCUGGGCUUCUUAGGCGGUGUGUCCUGGGCUAUGCUCGUUGCUCGCACUUGCCAGCUGUAUCCCAAUGCAGCUGCCUCUACUAUUGUCACGAAGUUCUUCCUCCUGCUGUCGAAGUGGGAAUGGCCGCGCCCUGUGUUACUGGACAAUCUUAUCACGCAAGGCGAGGCCCCGCUGGAUAUGGAGAUCUGGGAUCCGCGGCACAACAUACAGGACCGCUUUCACCUCAUGCCCAUCAUCACGCCUGCGUUUCCGCAGCAGAACUCAACGUUCAAUGUAACAAGGUCAACAUUAGAGGUGAUGAAUGAUGAGUUUGAGAGAGGUUUGGAGGUGAUGCAACAAAUAGAAGAGGGUGCCAAAGACUGGACUGAGCUUUGGCAGCCUAACAGCUUUUUCACUUCGUACAAGCACUUCAUCGUUUUGACAGCAGUUGCCCAGACUAAGAGCGAUGAGCAGGCAUGGCUUGGCCUAGUGGAGUCGAAGCUGCGUAAGCUAAUCCAGUCUUUGGAACGCAACGGGUAUAUAACACGCGCUCACGUCAACCCCAAUGCGCAUGGUCCUCUGCCGACAGAGGAGCAGCAGUUUGCACUUCGCUGGUUCAUCGGACUGCAGUUUCAAUCCAUGGAGGGCGUGAGUGUGGAUCUCACAUAUGACAUUCAAUCAUUUGUCAACACCGUCCACCGACAGGCCGUGAGCAACAAAAUCUUCCGUGAGGGUAUGGCAAUUGAUGCCAAGUACUUCAGACGGAAAGACUUGACGCAAUUUUUGCCUGCAAGCUUGAUCAAGGGUAAAAAGCGAUCUCUGGGUAAGUCUGACACCCGCAAGGCAGCGCUAUCGGCCACGGUGUCUGAUACACCAGAGUCCUCAUCGGCACCGUCAACUCAAUUAACUCAGUCCUGCCCGGGAGAGCAGUCUACGGCCAGUCCGGAGGAUGACGACGACUCUACAACACAGAAGAUAUCGGAAGUAGGGGAACCUGCAGCACGGGUAGCGACCAAGGACAGCGAUUCCGCUGACGCUGCAUCUCCUGUGUCUUGUACUGCUGACAAGAAUGCUGCUGCUACAGACGCAAAGACAGACCCGCUAGCCAUGAAGCGCCCUGCACAGGGCCAGGACAGCCAGCCAAAGAAAAAGAAAUACGAAGAGGUCGACUCUACUGUUCCCUGCAGUUCAGCUGUGGAGGCUUGAAAGCCAUACCAUGUUCUGCUGUGUGUGUAUUCUGUCGACGACCGGAUCUACGAACCACUAUCGAAAAUGACUCAAAGAAAUCGCUUCUGUUUAGUCACGAGGCAUCGGAUGCUGGUGGGUGCCAUGCAUACUAUCUCCUUCUCUCUCUCUUCUGUGUCACGUCUGUCAUUGCUCUAGAACUCCUUCCAUGGCUACUCUUCUUCUUACUCCUUUCUUUACCAAAAUGUGGCCACUAUGUUCAGGCGCUCCUUGAAGUGCAGUAGCCCUCUUGACCCUUCUCUGCCUCCUAGCUGUAUAUACUCCACUACUUGGUGUUGUGUGUGUGUGUGUGUGUGUGUGUGUGUGUGUGUGUGUGUGUGUGUGUGUGCGUGUGUGUGUGUGUGUGUUGUGACCCUCUGUUGCCUUUCCCGCGAGCUUACGUCUGUGUCUAGAUAACAGUUAUUCCAAGAUUGUCAUUCUCUCCGUGCUGCACAUCGUUGUUCACCCCUCGUGUUGGCGUACAUGUUGCUUUUCAUCUCGCUUGUUAUUUUCCUCUUGACUUGUUCUAGCUGUGUUGGCGCCGGCGCCAGUGUUGCUAGAUGUGAAUGUCCUUGAUUUACCUGCCUCGUUUUGUUUACUCUUGGCUUGCUUCGUUUUCUCUCUUGUUGCUGCGUGUCGUAUCCUUUGUAAGUGUUGCACGAUCGUUCUGCAGUGUGAUGUGUAUCAUGUGUGUGUGUGUGUGUGUUUGUUUUUUGUUGUAACCCACGCUAACCCUGUGCCGUACACUUAUGCUGUGCAUAACUCCGUACCCUGUGUGCUGCGCUGUGUGUGUAUGUGUGUUGUGUGCACCGCACUGUUUACCGUAUACAUAGAGUGCCACCUAGAGUGCUGCCAGUCUUUAUGAAACAUCAAAUUUCCUUGUCUUAGCUCUUUCCUAUUAUUACAGCCCUAAAAAAAGAAACAUAACCUGAGAAGUGACUCUACAUAGUUUUUUCCCGUUCUUUGUUCCCCUUCUGAUAAAAAUCCAGAGAGGAAACACCUUUCCGGUUUGGAAAUGACAGAUGCCAGCAUACCUUUUCUCUCUCAUUUUUUCGUUGUUUUUUGCCUUGCAUAUUAGAUAUCUGAUUUGAGCAGGUAAAGCAAGGUUACUCGCAUCCGUCUUAAAUCAGAACUAAAAAACGAAUAAACAGGGGUCGGAAAAUUGUAAAAAUGACCUCAAAAACCA
Messenger RNA from Sycon ciliatum, 3305 nucleotides. Its product is annotated as poly(A) polymerase type 3-like. The record is from RefSeq and is a predicted model, not a curated record. The coding region runs from base 221 to 2101 and encodes 626 amino acids. Gene Ontology annotation, cellular component: nucleus. Gene Ontology annotation, molecular function: RNA binding; poly(A) RNA polymerase activity. The transcript has 20 exons. NCBI's taxonomy places the organism in Eukaryota, Metazoa, Porifera, Calcarea, Leucosolenida, Sycettidae.